Penicillium subrubescens is the source of this 1263-nucleotide messenger RNA. Its product is annotated as glucose-induced degradation complex GID8. The transcript is spliced from 3 exons. Gene Ontology annotation, cellular component: cytoplasm; nucleus. The record is from RefSeq and is a predicted model, not a curated record. Gene Ontology annotation, molecular function: protein binding. Gene Ontology annotation, biological process: proteasome-mediated ubiquitin-dependent protein catabolic process. Lineage: Eukaryota; Fungi; Ascomycota; Eurotiomycetes; Eurotiales; Aspergillaceae. The coding region runs from base 150 to 1022 and encodes 290 amino acids.
CAGGGCUUCAUUCUCCCACUCCAGCGUUCUGCCUUUCCUCCAUGGCUGUCGUCUCUCGGGUCGCCCUUCAGCUUGUCACAUAGCUGAAUCUCUGCAAUCCUGCCACUCGGUGGUAGUACCUACCACGCAAUGUCCUCCACUAAUCUUGUAUGCUGCUUGGCGUGUUGACUACCCGUGUGAAGCUGGGGUUUUUUAACACUGCACAGAUGUCUCGUACUCCCUCAACUGCCACGCCAACAUGGCACCAGUUCGAGCGGAAGGUCGACGAGGUGAAGCCGUCCAAAACUGAUAUCAAUUACCUGGUUAUGGACUACCUCAUCACCAACGGCUACCCUGCUGCUGCGAGUAAAUUCGCUGUCGAGGCCAACAUCCAACUGCGGACCGAUCUGGAGUCGAUCCAGGUACGAGUUGAGAUUCGGACCUUCAUCCACUCGGGGAAUAUCCAGGCAGCCAUUGAAAAGAUCAACGAACUGAAUCCUCAGAUCUUGGAUGAAAACCCCGCGUUGCAUUUCGCGCUCCUGCGCCUGCAACUAAUAGAAUUAAUCCGCACCUGCACUUCCACUCCAGACGGCGACAUCAGUCCCGCCCUGGAAUUCGCGACUGCGCAGCUCGCACCCCGGGCUCCAACCAACCCCCAGUUCCUCGAGGACUUGGAGCGGACGCUUGCUCUACUGAUCUUUCCCAGCGACAAUCUGACCCCCUCCCUCGCCAGCCUCCUAGACCCUAGCCUCCGUAAAGACAUCGCACAGCGUGUCAAUGAGGCCAUCCUCCAGAACCAGGGCGCUCGUAAAGAAGCGCGCCUGCGAAAUCUCGUUAAGCUUCGUGCUUUCGCCGAACACAAGGCCCGAGACGCCAAGAAGGAUAUCCCGGAUAAGCUGGACAUCGGCCUGCUCGGCGACAACAAUGAUAACACCCAGUCCCGUAACAACAGUAAUAAUGCGGCCAACAAUGGAAACAGCCAAAAUGGUUCCGGCGAUACCGUGAUGGCCAAUAACGGCGAUGUCGAUACCAUGGUAGCUUGAGGACUGCACCGCAGAAUUUUCCCUGACCGGCGCUGCGGAGCUGCGUCUUUUUCCCGGCUCCUCUGUGGUUUUUUUUUCUCUGGUUUCUUUUAGCGAGGCGCUUCUGGGGCUGGUUGGCGUUUGGGCAACCCACUCGGGUUGGAUACCUCCGGAUCGAGGUCAAUACAAAUACAUUUCAUGUUUCACAACACACCAUUGUCUGUAUUUCAAUGGAAAUAAAUCCACCUUGUCUACUUCCAAA